This is a messenger RNA of Eutrema salsugineum, 1098 nucleotides long. RefSeq names its product probable S-adenosylmethionine-dependent methyltransferase At5g38100. The transcript has 3 exons. NCBI's taxonomy places the organism in Eukaryota, Viridiplantae, Streptophyta, Magnoliopsida, Brassicales, Brassicaceae. The record is from RefSeq and is a predicted model, not a curated record. Gene Ontology annotation, biological process: methylation. Gene Ontology annotation, molecular function: S-adenosylmethionine-dependent methyltransferase activity. The coding region runs from base 1 to 1098 and encodes 365 amino acids.
AUGGGGAAAAUAGAGAUUGUUCUUAAUUCACUUCCCAUGAGUGGAGGAGAUGGCCCCUUCAGCUACUCUAAGAAUUCCAAUUUGCAGAGAAGAACAGCAAGUUUGUUGAAAGAGAAAAUAGACAAAUUGAUAAUUGGCAAACUAGAUGCGAAAACCCUAAUCUCUGACUCCAACAACAGAUUCCUUAUAGCCGAUCUUGGUUGUGCAACGGGACCAAACACAUUCUUUCUUGUUGAAGACGUCAUUAAAUCAGUUGAAACCAGCUUAGAAUCAAACUCCCUAAAGACCACAAAACCAGAGUUCCUUGUCUUCUUCAACGACCUCCCAAAAAACGACUUCAACACUCUCUUCACCUCUCUCCCUCAAGACCGGAGUUACUUUGCGGUCGGUGUCUCGGGUUCGUUUUAUGGCCGUGUUCUUCCUCAAUCCUCCGUUCAUAUUGUAGUGACGGUGGGGGCUACACACUGGCUUUCAAGUGUUCCAAAGGAGGUCUUGGACAAAAGCUCCAAGGCUUGGAAUAUAGGAAAGGUUCACUACUCUAAUGCAGCGGAUGAGGUGGUGAAGGCUUAUGGGGAGCAGUUUGGUCGGGACAUGGAGAAGUUUCUAGAAGCUAGGGCUAAAGAAUUAGUGAGCGGAGGUCUCUUGAUUGUUGGAAUGUGUGGGAUUCCUCAAGGAAUGCCUUUCUCCGAUCUUGCCGACAGUAUCAUGUAUACUUCCAUGGCUGAUGUUCUCAUGCAAAUGCAAUCCGAGGGUUUGAUCAGCGAAGAGCAAGUCGAUACCUUCAACAUACCGAUUUACUCAGCAUCGCCUGAAGAGGUAAAGGUUUUAGUAGAGAAAAAUGGCUGCUUCAUUGUCGAGUCCAUGGAGCUGAUGGAUCCCACGGCCUGGCUCAAACAGCCAAUGAACGAGGAGGAUGUGAGGCAAUGGAUGGUUUGCAUAAAGGCAACAAUGGGAUCUCUCUUCAUCAAUCAUUUCGGUGACCAUCUCCUCGAUGACAUCUUCGACCGUCUCACCGUCAAACUCGUGAAACUAACCGACAAGGUUGAAACUAGCUACCGUGACAAGGUCAUGUUGUUCUUUGCGUUGAAACGAAAAUGA